Messenger RNA from Closterium sp. Naga37s-1, 438 nucleotides. NCBI's taxonomy places the organism in Eukaryota, Viridiplantae, Streptophyta, Zygnematophyceae, Desmidiales, Closteriaceae. The record is from the annotation of a GenBank genome assembly.
AUGCUGAAAUGUGCAGGCAAUGAUGACAUCAUCACAGUGAAGGCUGAAGACGACGGCGACACAGUCACCUUCAUGUUCGAAAGCCCAAAGCAAGACAAGAUAUCUGAUUUCGAGAUGAAGCUUAUGGACAUUGACAGCGAGCAUCUCGGCAUUCCCGACGAGGAGUACGAUGCCAAUAUCAAGAUGCCAGCAGGGGAGUUCCUCCGCAUUUGCAAAGACCUCAGCUCCAUUGGCGACACAGUAAUUAUAAGUGUGACUAAAGAGGGUAUAAAGUUCGCUACAUCAGGCGACAUUGGUAACGCCAAUAUAGUCUGCAGACAAAAUUUGAAUGUGGAUGAGCACCAAAGAUUGAGGAUGAAGAUGAAGCCAACUCAUGAGGAACCAAGAUCUCCGGAAAUAUCGUGUUACAACCAAAUUGAACUGUGUUCCACAUUUUAA